CUUUUUUUUUGGUAUCCCCUAGGAAUUUUGUUGGUUCGGCUGCAAGCGGCGCAUGGCUUCUACUGUAGCCGGUUAUGGCGCCGAUGUAUGUGUUUCUAUGAGGCAGGGAGGAACAGCUUUUCUUUCGGACUGAGUGAGAAAAGGACCAAGAGAAGGCCAUGGCGGGAGUAUUCGACAUUGAUUUGGAUCAACCGGAUGAAAAUGUGUCUGACGACGAACUCGAGGAUGGGACCCAAAUGAGCGAAUACAUGGAGCAAUGCAGCGCUAUUGAAUUUAACAUGGACGGCUGUGAAAAAUUCGAAAUCUCUGAAAACAGCGUAAACAAAGGAACAGAGCAGAUUCGUCCAGAAUGCUUUGCAUUGCUUCGGGUUUUAGGGAAAGGAGGCUAUGGAAAGGUUUUUCAAGUUCGUAAGGUUUCGGGUGCCGCUUCAGGAAAAAUAUUCGCCAUGAAGGUCUUGAAGAAGGCCAUGAUAGUUCGUAAUGCCAAGGACACGGCUCACACCAAGGCAGAGAGGAACAUCCUGGAGGAGGUGAAGCACCCAUUCAUAGUGGACCUCAUCUACGCCUUCCAGACAGGCGGCAAGCUGUACCUGAUCUUGGAGUACCUCAGCGGUGGGGAGCUGUUUAUGCAACUGGAGAGGGAGGGGAUCUUUAUGGAGGACACAGCGUGCUUUUAUCUGGCAGAGAUUUCCAUGGCUCUUGGACACUUACACCAGAAAGGCAUCAUUUACAGGGAUCUAAAACCAGAAAACAUCAUGCUCAACAACAACGGUCAUGUCAAGCUCACAGACUUCGGCUUGUGUAAAGAAUCAAUCCACGACGGCACGGUUACUCACACCUUCUGUGGCACCAUAGAAUACAUGGCCCCAGAGAUCCUGAUGAGGAGUGGACACAACCGAGCUGUUGACUGGUGGAGCCUGGGAGCUCUCAUGUAUGACAUGCUGACAGGAGCACCACCAUUCACUGGGGAAAACCGGAAGAAGACCAUUGACAAAAUUCUUAAGUGCAAACUGAACCUGCCACCUUACCUCACACAAGAAGCUAGGGAUCUUCUCAAAAAGCUGCUGAAACGCAACUCCUCAUUGCGCCUGGGGGCAGGCCCAGGAGACGCUUCAGAAAUCCAGAGCCACCCAUUCUUCAGGCAUAUUAACUGGGAUGAUCUUCUGGCACGCAAGGUGGAACCUCCAUUCAAGCCUUUUCUGCAAUCAGCUGACGACGUGAGCCAGUUUGACUCAAAGUUCACAGACGAGCCUCCCGUGGACAGCCCUGAUGAUUCCACACUCAGCGAAAGUGCCAAUCAAGUCUUCCUGGGUUUUACUUAUGUAGCCCCUUCUGUGCUUGAAAAUGUGAAGGACAAAUUCCGCUCACCAAGGAGAUUUCUGGGAAGUCCGAGAACACCAGUGAGCCCAGUGAAGUUUGCUGGGGGGGACUCCUGGCCCCAGGCCCCGAUGCAAAUCGAAGCGUCGUCCUUGCUUUCUCCUGGGGGCUCUGGGACUGGGGACCAGUCCAUGGAGGUUGGUGUGGAGCAGAUGGACGUGAGCUCCAAUGCAGCCGAGGUGUCUGCUCCUCUGCCCAUCAGACAGCCCUCUGGCAACACCACCUCAGGUGGCCCCUUCAAGAAGCAGGCCUACCCCUACCCAACCUCGAAACGGCCAGAGCACCUCCGGAUGAAUCUAUGACCUUUAGCUCCAUGUAGAACUUGGAUUUUCUAACCCCUACUUUAUUUUUUAUUUUAAAAGACUUGUAGAAAUGAAAGAAAUGACUGAUGGCCUGAUCACCAGCUCCUGCAGUUGCACCUUUUGGUUCUCCCUCUUUGACUCCUUCCCCAAUGCUGUCUGGUUGGGCAGAGUCCAACAGAGCCAAGAACUAACUGUAGCAGCAUCUGUUAGGAAGCACCAAACACCUUGCCUGUCUACAAAUCCACAUGAAACUUCUGAAAUUAGUUUUGAUUAAUCACAGAAACCCAUUUUGUACAAAACCUCUCCUUUUAACAUCACACAAACAACUUCUAAAUUGAUAGAUUCAGUCUUAAAAUAUGUAGCAGUCAAUAGUACAACAGAAUUAAAUUCAGGACAAGCUGUUAGACAAGGAGCUCCAGUUAGGCAGUGCGAGGUCUUUGACUUCCUUAUGCCCUGUAGAGUGGGGCUGAAGAAUGCAGUGCUGAUGGUGCUGCCUGACACUGCAGGCCCUGGCCUUGCUUUACAUGUUUAUUGGUGCUUUGCACGGGGUCCUGAGUAGGGACCGUUACUCUUGUGGUGGGUUUCACCGAUUUAGCCUAGUCUUAGAACAUCUCCAUUGAACUUGAUUUGUUGUUUUUUGUCCAGGGCUAGAAUCAAUGUGUGUCUAUGAAACUGGUCCCUGUUGAAGUAUUGGUUUUCCUUAUCAGGAGUAAGAUAUUGUUCUCUUCACCUGUAUAACAGACAUUGAAGGCUGUGUGGGUGAAGAUGAUUCCCACUUCAAUGCCUCUGCUUCUUUUUACAACCUGCCAACAAGGACUUGCAGGAUACAGUAUCGAUAGAGAACAACAAUAGAUGGAAAUAAUCACAAUGAACACAGAACACUUUGUUUAGUCAGUUCCUCUGCUGUAGUUUAUUAUGCUGCUUCAUAAAAAAAAAAAAAGCUGGAAUCCACAAUGCCUUUUUUCUGCUUUGACUGAAAGCAUCCAGUCAGGAUAUAUCUUGUAUAAUGUCUGGGUCAUGUUCAGUUGAAAUGUUUUGAUACUGAGUGAAAGUAAUUGAGAACAGAUUUCUGUGAGCCCACCAGAACGUGUCCUGGGUGUAACAUCAAUGACGCAGGAGGGAGCGUUCAAAUAGACCGGGAAACACCGUGCUGGCUGUUUCAGCUAAACGCACCACCUCCUGCACCAUCUACUCUUCAAUACCAAAUGCUGACAUGGCCAGACCAGUCUGACUGGAUCUCUCUCGGUAGAUGGAGAACACUUGUGUCUGUCUCUGUAUGUAGUAAUUGUUUGCAUUGAAUGUAAACUGACUAAACGCUUGUUCAAGUACUCAGAUAACCCGUUUGAAUUAUGUCUUCGAUUAUCAUGCAUGCAGGUUUACUGUAAUAUUAUGGACCUAUUCUUUCUCUGGACAUCAGACCAUUCUUAUUCAAUCUCAGAGACCAACUGAAUGCUUGUCUUCUGAAUUGAAAGAAGCAAAACAUGGAGUCCAAGUUCUUGUCUUCACUGCCUAUUGGUGUUUAGCUCAUGUCCAGGUUCCAUCUGUCUAGAAAUGUACCUGGCUAGUUGCUUCACAGACGCUUCCCUCAGUCUUUAUGCACCCUUGGUGAUAUCAGUAGGGCUCGCAACUUUUCUCUGGUUCUAUUUUGACUAGCGAUUGUUGACAGUUGUAGUGUGGACUUGAAGCUGUUUUAUGUAUGUUGUCUUUUACUGUCUGAGCCUCUGGAGAAAAGCCAUUUGACUCUCCUCUUCCCUGAAACAAAUGCAACACAAUGAUAAUCCAUCAGUACGGUUCCAUCUAGCGGGAGGUAGCAUGCUGCCUGAGACCUUAAUGUUCAGUUAUUUAUUGGUGCAGAGGCAUUACAUUUCUGCCUGUAGAUGAAACCAUAUACUUUCUUCAGUGAGUUGAACGAGUUUACAACCACGCCCACCAUUGAUCUGCUAUUAUCAGACUCUCAAAUAAGAAAACGUUCACAUUUAACCAAAUGUCUGUGUGCUACCUGAUGAACAUGUUAACAUUUCACUUCUAGAAACAAAUGCCUCAUAUAAUAAGCAAACAAUUGUAUUAUUCUGCUGCCUUUUUAUUUUUUAAACCAGGCAGUUUAUUUGGGCUUCUCUAGAUGUUUUGUCGUACUCCAUGACCGAGUGCUGUCUCCUCUUCGACCCUAAAUCAUGGUCCAGUAAAAAAGGGUUGUGUUUAUACACUCUCUGGGUGAAUAUGCAUCCCACUCCUGACUAAGGAUUUCCUGUUCUCAGACUGCUGAGGUUGAUUAAAAUAGACGUUAUCACCCGGUGUCUGUUCAUCAGUGAAGGAAAGUGCUUUGGCUUGAAGUUCCUUUGGAUGAUGUAUGUGUGCUUCAUGGCUUACCUUUUAAUAUAUUUUUAACACAACUUGUAUGGUAAUUUGAGAUGUUUCCAUUGCGCCAGUCACACUAUGCAAAUGUAUUUAUUGUAUAUUUACUUUUAAGUCAGGCACACAUGGAGCUUUGUAAAUUACUUGGCUUUACUUUGUUAAAAACAGUGCUUGAAAUAGGUGCUAGGAAUGUUAAUAUUUAGGAGAUCCACAAUACUUUUGAUCAGGUCUUCUAUAUGAGGAACAAGAUCUCUGAGUAAAAGGUGGUAGAACUUUGUAUUGGUGAAAUUGUCCCCCAGUUGAGCACUAGUUAAACGUGUUUCUUUCAAGGUAUACGUAUGUGUAUAUGGUUAUUUACAGUCACUCUUGAAACCUCAUGCAGCGUUUUAUUCUUUCAAACUACGAUCAACGUUCGAAAUGUCUUAGACUACAAAAUGGUGCGAAAUACAAUUCUGUUGUACUCCGGACAAUUUCAGUAAUGAACCUUUUGAUCAACUUGUACCUGCUUCUUUAAAUCUAAACUUGAAAUGUAAGACGCUUGAGUGUGGAGAAAAACCACACUGAUGCAAAAACCAACAUUGGGUGGGGGGAGGGGGGGGUGCCUUGAAGAAAUUGAAAUGUGUUUCUAUUUGCAGAUGUGUAUGUAUGGUAUUGAAUGCUAUUGAUACAGAGGAUGAUGGUUCAACCAUGUUUCUCUCUAGUGGUGCAGAAUCUCUGAAUGAUGAUGUGGUUUUUCUUUGCUCCUCUAACCUUUGCUCCUUUAAGUUGGUAGUGAAGUGCUGUGAACCAUAUUCAAAUGAUCAAAGUGUGAUUUAUCUCAAGUGGUUCUGGAGCUUGAGGACCUUUUGUAUGCUGUUCAGUGUUCAACUGAAAUAAAAAAAAAAGAGUGA
Esox lucius (northern pike) is the source of this 4921-nucleotide messenger RNA. RefSeq names its product ribosomal protein S6 kinase b, polypeptide 1a (gene rps6kb1a). Lineage: Eukaryota; Metazoa; Chordata; Actinopteri; Esociformes; Esocidae. The coding region runs from base 159 to 1679 and encodes 506 amino acids. The record is from RefSeq and is a predicted model, not a curated record. Gene Ontology annotation, molecular function: ATP binding; protein serine/threonine kinase activity. The transcript has 14 exons. Gene Ontology annotation, biological process: signal transduction; protein phosphorylation.